AUGUGGACUGUGUUGAUAGGCAAAUCAAGACACGAAUCGUCGCAGAAUAUCAUAACGGCAAAUCCAUUUUCAAUUCCCGAAUUGGUCGAAAAGGUUUUUAUUCGUCUCGGUGAUAAUAAAGUAUGUAGUUUAUGGGAAAAGGAAGCAAUAUGGAUCCUUCUGAAUUGGGAGGAAGAAUUUUGCUAUGAAGAAAUCCGGCUAAGGCGAAGUGUCUCUGAUACGAUUCGUAAGAACCUUGAUAUUGUGUUAUCAGAUAACUUUGCAUUUGAUUUUGGGGAAGAUGCGAUUUAA
This is a messenger RNA of Ambispora gerdemannii, 291 nucleotides long. The record is from the annotation of a GenBank genome assembly. NCBI's taxonomy places the organism in Eukaryota, Fungi, Glomeromycota, Glomeromycetes, Archaeosporales, Ambisporaceae.